AUGUUUACGCCGCAGAGGAAAGCACGGCCCACAUCUGCGGCGACAACAUUCUCACCGCAUCGAGUCGGUUCAACGCCUGGUUCUCGCCUCACGCCAUCCGCCAAAGGUAAAGCUGUCGUCAUCGCUGACGAACCGCUGCCUCCGCCGCCAUUAGGUUCUCUGAGUGAGGCUAGAGGUGAGGUGAUGGUUGGUUCUGGGUUGGAUGCUGGGUAUGCUGAGGAUUGGAAGAAGUUUAGGGAGGUUGGAUUGUUGGAUGAAGCGGUGAUGCAGAGGAAGGAUCAGGAAGCGCUUACGGAGAAACUCUCGAGGCUAGAAAAAGAGCUUUUUGACUAUCAGUACAACAUGGGCCUUCUGUUGAUUGAGAAGCAAGAGUGGAGUUCAAAGUUUGAUCAGCUGAGGCAAGAACUAGCUGAAACUGAGGAGGUUUUAAAACGAGAACAAUCUUCACAUUUGAUUGCAUUAUCUGAAGUUGGGAAGCGAGAGGAAAAUUUGAAGAAAGCAUUGAGUUUAGAAAAGCAGUGUGGAUCUGAUCUUGAGAGAGCUUUGCGUGCAAUGCAAGAAGAGCUUGCCCAAGUCAAGUCUUCCUCCCAUACAAAGCUAGAUGAAGCAAAUGCAUUGGUGGAUGGAAUUGAAGAGAAGUCUUCAACGGUUAACAAGAAACUUUAUGAUGCAGAAGCUAGGCUAGCUGAGGUUAACCGAAAAAAUGCAGAGCUUGAUAUGAAAUUGCGAGAGGUGGAGGUUCGUGAAAGUUUGCUUCAAAAGGAGCGUUUAUCUGUAGCUACUGAUCGAGAAUCAUUUGAAACAGUAUUCUACAAACAAAGGGAAGAUUUAAAGGAGUGGGAGAGGAAGCUACGAGAAAGAGAGGAUAUACUAUGUGAUGGUAGGCAAAAUCUUGGCGAGAGAGAAAAUAAUGUGACUGUAAUGGAGAGAAACCUGAAGCAGAAAGCGAGAGAUCUAGAAGUGUUGGAGAAGAAUAUUGACUCUGCCAAUUCUUCAUUAAAAGAAAAGGAAGCUGAGAUAAGUAGAAGAGUAUCAGAUGUAGAUGCGGAAGAGAAGAAAGUGGAUUCUAUGAAGAAAACACUGGAGGUGAAAGAGAGAGAAUUACAUGCACUGGAAUUAAAGCUUAGUGUCAAAGAAAGAGAAGGGAUUCAGAAACUUCUUGAUGAGCAAAAGGAUACUCUGGAUUUAAAGUUGCAGCAGUUUGAGCUUGAAAUGGAACAGAAGCGAAAAUCCCUUGCCGAGGAGUUUAGCAGCAAGGAGGAGGCUUUGGAGAAUAGGGAGAUCGAAGUAAACCAUAUGGAAACAAAGGUUGGAAAAGAAGAGCUUGCUCUGAGCAAGAAAUCUGAGAGGAUAAAGGAGCAAAAUAAGGAACUUGAAACAAAGUUGAAGUCUUUAAAGGAGAAAGAAAAGACUAUGAAAAUAAAAGAGAAAGAGCUGGAGAAGGAAAAAGAGCACUUGCUUGCUGAACGGGAGAGCUUGGAGAACUUAAAUGUUGAACUUAGGAAGACUAGAGCUGAGAUUUCUCAGCAGGAGCUGCAAAUAUGCCAAGACACUGAGAAUUUGAAGCUUACUGAAGAUGAGAGAUCAGAGCAUUCUCGUUUGCAAUUGGAACUAAAGCAGGAGAUAGAGCAUACCAGAACACAGAAGGAUUUUAUUAUGAAGGAAGCUGAAAAUUUGAGGGAGGAGAGAAUUAGGUUUGAGAAGGAAUGGGAAGAAUUGGAUAAGAAAAGAUCGGAAAUUAGUGGAGAACAACAGAAAAUUGAUAAGGAGAAAGAAAGGUUAAGAAAACUGAAGAACAGCGAGGAAGAAAGGUUGAAAAGAGAGAAGCAAGAUAUGCAAGAUCAUUUAAAGAAAGAGCUGGAAAAGCUUGAAUUGGAUAAGGAAUCAUUUAGUGAUUCAAUUACACAAGAGAAAUUUCUUUUAUCUGAAAAGGUAAAAAAUGAAAAGGCACAAAUGCUUGAAGAUUUUGAAUGGAGAACAAGAAAUCUUGAUAAUGAAAUACAAACAAGGAAGGAGGAGAUGGAGAAGAACCUACAGGAAAGAGAGAGAAAAUUUCAGGAGGAGAUGGAAAGAGAGCUUAAUAAUAUUGAUUUGUUGAAGGAUGCUACUGAAAAGGAAUGGGAAGAAGUAAAGUCUAAGGAGACCAGGUUAGAGAAUGAGAGAAAAGAACUUGAGACAAACAAGCAACAGCUGAAGUCUGACCAGCAUGAGAUGCAUCAAGAUUCUGAAAUGCUCAUGAAUCUUAGCCAGAAAGUGAGGAAAGAGCGUGAGCGCCUUGUGGCUGAAAGAAAUCAUUUUAUUGCACUUGUUGAGAAACUCAGGAAUUGCAAGGACUGUGGGGAAGUUUUUAGGGACGUUGUGUCUGAUCUUCACUUACCUGACAGUAAAGAAAUAGACGUCCUUCCCUUGCCCGCCUCCCCUGUUUUAAAUUAUAAGCAAAAUAAGAACUCCGAGGACAAUGUUAUUGCUUCUGGCUCGAACUAUUCUGGAUCUACAAGGCCUGUAUCUUGGCUCCGCAAAUGCACGACCAAGAUUUUCAAAUUAUCCCCAAGUACAAAAACAGAUUCUGUCGGUACUUCAUAUAUGGGUGGGACAUCGCCGGAGUCUAAUGUAAAUGUUAAUAUAGAAAAAGUAGAAGAACAUACGGCAUCUCCUAAUAUAGAAGGACCAAUAAUUAAUGUUCCAGAACAACAGAUAGCAGGUGGAGUAGCUCUUCCCUCUUCUGAUACACCGCACUUCCAAUCCGAUAACAUUGUUAGAGAGGUGAAUAAUGAAUACUCUUUAUCCAUGGACGACAACAGCUACAUGGAAAGUUUGAUAGGUGGAGAUCCAGAUGAUUCUCAACAGUCAGUCCCAAAGGUUGGUCGAAAAAGACCUGUGAGGAAAGGCAAAUCUGGAAUUGCUAGAACACGCUCAGUGAAGGCUGUGGUUGAGGAGGCCAAGGAGUUCCUAGGAAAAACCUCAAAGGAAAAUGUGAGUUUGCAGUCUUAUGAUACUGAUCAUAUCAAAGAAAACAGUCGAGAAGAGUCCGGUCACACUGAGAACGUUAUUGGUAAAAGGCCGAGGAAGCAGCAACAUGCACAAACUUCCAGGAUUGUAGAAAGUGAGCAGAACACUGCUGAUAGUGAAGGACAUUCAGAUAGUAUCACAACUAGUAGGCGCAAGAAGAAAAGGGUAACAGUUCCUCCAUCCCCACAAGUUACUAGGGAGACACGAUACAAUCUCAGGCGGCAUAAGACUGCAGAUACAGUUUCAUCUGCACAAGAUUUGACUAAUGGAACGAAGAACGUCGUAAAAGAAGAUUCAGAUAGUAAACAGAAGGCAGGUGAUGAAAGUGUUAAAGCUGUAGUAGGUGAUGACAAUAUCCAAACCACAACUCUAGUGCAGGUAACAACUGUGGAGGUCAAAGAUGAUCGAGUUGUAAGGUUUGAAAUGCCAACAUACAUUAUUGAUGACAAUGGUGCUACAACCAACUCUGUGGACCAUGUUGAAGAAAGUGGUACACUGGAAUAUGGAGAUGAAGAUGGAAGCAUAAUCAAUGACAUUGAAAAUGAGGACAAAGGGGAGGAGGAAGAGGAAGAAGAAGAGGGAGAGGAGGAGGAAGAAGAGGAUCCUAGCGAGGUGUCUAUCGGAAAGAAGAUCCUGAAAUUUUUCACAACAUGA
Molecule: messenger RNA, 3663 nt
Organism: Vicia faba (fava bean)
Lineage: Eukaryota; Viridiplantae; Streptophyta; Magnoliopsida; Fabales; Fabaceae
Source: the annotation of a GenBank genome assembly